CUUAAUGUGAAUGGUUGUUGCUCCCCCAGACUUUCUUGACAAGGCAUGCUCUGGUAUAUCUCUGUUUUACCUAGAUACCAGAGGCCUGCAGCUACAGCAGCUCAGUUUGGAUAACUUCAGCCUGUUUCUCAUUUGUUAUUGCUCGUUAUGUAACUCAGCCACAAGGUUUGUGUGUUGGGAAGGGACAAGUGAAGUCUCCUCGGUGAGCUGACUACCAAGCAAGCCAAAAGACCAUGUGGGUUUAAUUGACUCUUAUUACAUUAAGUAAUGAGCACAUCUCCUAUUGACCCUGUUGUACCAGGACACUCAAUCAGCUAUCGAACAGCAGUUGAUUCUAACAAUAUUAUACUAUAAAAAUGUCCACCUCUGUGGUCUGGCAAACCAGUAUUAUACAUCACAGGGAACUGUGUACCGCGUAGUAACAAGAGUAUGCAGCUUUUAACCAACCACUUGGUGAUAAACACACCCUCAGCCAGACAGUAAAUGCCAUGGUGGUACAGGGUUGCCGGCUCUCACGAUGCUCUGCUGUGUCGAUGCAGAAGGGCCAGUAUUGUGGGCGGUCGUACUUCCCUGUUGUGUUCAUUGGCUCCCCUGCUUUUCCCAAAAGCACAUGUGUGCAACUCCUCCCUCUUAUGACUUCUCCGGUUAGAGUUUGACCGAAGUCAUAUGUCUCAGUACUGUACGUGGGAAAGGGUACUGUCUGUUGUAACGGAUGUGAAUAGUUUUGAGCAAACGGUACGGAAACGGGUGCAAUAUGGGACUCGCUUUGGCUUCACUGGGAUGUCGACAAGAACACCGUGUGCCAGGUUUAUUUGCGCUUCUUAAUUUAUUUUAACACCAUAACUGUGUGGAAACAUCUCAUCGUUUUGCGGUGCUUAUUUCGGGGAAUAUUUCAUCUACUAUAUCGCUGCCAUUCAUCUUCUUCAUCGUCUAAGGGGAAUAUUUAGUUUUUUGCCGUCUUGAAAUGACAAAGCACAUGGCUGUGGGAGAGUAGCAGAAGUUUUCUCCCAAACACCGGACACACUCCUCCUCCUCCUCCUCGUCUUUGUGCGCUCCUGCCGGCGACAUGACCCUCGGCGCGGUGUCCGGAUCUGACAGCUCGUCGGCUGUCAGUUUCUGCUCCUGCUGCGGGGCCAAGAUGGUCCCCUACUUCAGCGACGACGCGGUGGCGUCAAAAAAUCAGAUAAACCAGCUUAUCAGUGAGAGUUUCCUCACUGUGAAAGGUGCAGCCCUGUUCCUUCCCAGGGGAAAUAGUCCCACGCCUAACUCUGCACCUCGUAUCAGCCAGCGCAGGAACAAGCACACAGGUGACCUCCAGAAACAUCUUCAGACCAUGUUCACUGUGCUGCGGCCGGAGGACACUAUCCGACUGGCUGUGCGUUUGGAGAGCGCCUACCCUCAGGUAACCCGCUACAUGGUGGUGGUCUCCACCAAUGGUAGACAGGACACAGAGGAGAGCAUCGUGCUCGGCAUGGACUUUGUCUCCUCUGAUAGCUGUUGUACGGUGGGUCUGGUUCUACCUCUGUGGAGUGACACUUUGAUCCACUUGGAUGGAGAUGGUGGUUUUAGUGUGUCAACAGUGAACAGGGUUCAUGUUUUCAAGCCAGUUUCUGUCCAGGCCAUGUGGUCAGCCCUCCAGUCACUCCACAAAGCUUGCGAGGUGGCUCGCUGCCAUAACUACUACCCAGGUAGCCUGUUUCUGACCUGGGUCAGCUACUACCAGAGCAGGAUCUCAUCCAACCAGUUCUGUAUCAAUGAGUGGAACGCCAUGCAGGACGUCGAGUCGCACCGUGCCAACUCACCCGUUCUCUUCACCGACCUGCCCACAGAGAGGGAGCGCACAGAAAGGCUGAUCAAGAUGCGCCUCAGAGAGAUCAUGAUGCAGAAAGACCUGGAGAACGUCACCUGUAAGGAGAUCCGAACAGAGCUGGAGAUGCAGAUGGUGUGUAACCUGAGGGAGUUUAAGGAGUUCAUAGACAAUGAGAUGAUAGUCAUCUUAGGACAGAUGGACAGUCCCACUGAAAUCUUUGAACACGUCUACCUGGGCUCUGAGUGGAAUGCCUCUAACCUGGAGGAGCUGCAGAACAGCGGAGUGCGCUACAUCCUGAAUGUGACCAGGGAGAUAGACAACUUCUUUCCAGGGAUGUUUGAGUACCACAACAUCAGAGUGUAUGAUGAAGAGGCCACCAACCUGCUGGAGUACUGGAACGAAACCUACAAGUUCAUCACCCAAGCCAAGAAAGCUGGUGCUAAGUGUCUGGUUCACUGUAAGAUGGGUGUGAGUCGCUCCGCCUCCACUGUGAUAGCCUACGCUAUGAAGGAGUACGGCUGGGACUUGGACACAGCCUUUGACUAUGUUAAAGAGAGGCGGGCCGUUACCAAACCAAACCCUUCCUUCAUGAAACAGCUGGAGGAAUAUCAGGGAAUUCUGCUGGCCAGCAAACAGAGGCAUAAUAAGCUGUGGCGCUCACACUCUGAUAGUGACCUAUCAGAUCGCCCAGAGACAAUGUGUAAACCCUCCUCUGACUCACUGGGCCACUCCAACUCUCACAACAACAACACUUCCUCUCCCUCCUUGCAUCACUUCCUAGGCGUGGCUGUGCUGCAAGCGCUCGCUGCUGAACCUGAAGACUCUGCCAAAUCAAACAACACAAACACCUCUGAGUCAUAUCCAGAGUCCAAUGGUGUGUGUGACUCACCAUGUCAGGAGGAGGUCAUAUCAGAUUGUGGAGAACCCCUCCUGCUUCCUCUCCCCAGACCCCGAGCAGCCACUGUAGUCCCAGAGGAAAGACUGGACAAUUCAGCGAGUGUGGCGGUUACUGUGCCUGUUGCUCUGCGCCACCCUCCACCAUCGCUCCACAUCUUACCUCCUACUCCUGAACUCCAACGUGCUCACCGGGGUCCUCCCACACAUCUUUCCAUUUCAGUGCCCAAACACAAACCACUGGAAAUUUCACUCGAUUUGCCUGAUCAAAGCAGCUCAGAAGAUGUAUCUCCUCUCACGCUGGGAUCCACAGACUCGGACAUCAUCGACCAAUCAUUAUCAGAUUUAACAAGCGACAAACACAGCCCCCUCAGCCCUGCAAACAUCAUACCCCUCCCCCUGGUUCUUCCCCUUGCCCCCAGUGAUGACAACAACAACCCCAGUGAGUUACAGAUAGGCAGUGGUUUGGACAGCCGCAGCGAUGCCGAUGGUUCAUCCAGCCACAGCGCAGACAGCAUCAACUUCUUCAGCGCCAGAGAGAAGUUUCUGGGCCUGGCUCAAGAUGGCAGAUCACAGACACUUUCUGAGCAGGCACAACAAAGAGCUCCCCUAUUACUCGAGGAAGACGGUCAUACUGAGUCUAAGGAAGAGGAGGAGCAGGGAAACGACACAAGUCAGUCUUACGAAAGCAUUGAGAAAGCCAGCCUUGACCGAACUCCUCACCCUCACCAUGACAACGGAGUAUCAGUCCGCCAUAUUGUCACGGAGAUUGAGGCGAUAUGCCACCCUGCCUCCUGUGUUCCUACUCCCUCCUCUUCCUCUUCAUCGCUCCCUCCAUCCUCCCUCAGCCCUCAGCUCAUCCGACCAGAACAUCAGAUCGAGGCAGAGACUUCUGAAGUCGUGCAUGGCUCGUUAACUCCACCUUCACACCCGCAGUCGCCCUCCAUGCUGCCAUGCGAUUGGCUGGCAGGCUCGGUGCGGCGGGCCACCAAGCAGCUGGAGCAGAGGCUACGCCAGGAGAUGGAGAUGGCAACGUCUCAGCGAUCUCCGCUGCAUUCUCCUAGUGCUGAACACCCUCCUGCCAGACUGUCCCCGUGUCCUCUGAACACUGAACAUCCUCCCCUUCCGUCCCCUCAGAAUUCCUCAGAACAAAGCAUCACUCAGGGAGAGAUCACAGCUGUAUCUGAGAAGUCCAAAGACAGAAAGAAGCAUACAGGGUCUCAUACAGAGCUUCAAUUAUUCAACUCCUCAGGCACAGGCAACCUCAAAGACCCUUCAUGCUUACCUGACUCAAAUAUUAGCCAUGUCUCUGGUGUUACACCUACCACUGAUAGCCAUAUGCUGACGUCAUCACUGGCCUCUGCUAGUCAGUUGGCAGAGUCGUCUAUAGAUACCUCAGCCCAGUCCCAAAGACAGACCCAGCUCCACAGCCAAAAGCAGCAGUGUCAGACCCUACCUCAGGUCUGUUCAAACCAGAUGACUCUGGGUGGAGUGACACUGCGGGAAUCUGACACAGAUGAGAAGGUGGAGUCCAGCUCCCAAAGUGGGCGAGGGGGCUGUGGCCCGGGCUGUGAUGCCCAGAGCAGACUGGCUCAUGGCAGCCAGGAGCUGGAGAGGAUUCAGCAGACACUUAGGGAGCUGCAGGCUUUCCUCCAUGAGGGUGUCAGCGUGGAGAGGACUAACAGCCAAGACCAGGAACUGGGGCAGCCUCAGGGGCUGCGAAACUUUAUGGACACGGAGCCAGGUCCUUGUAAAGGAGCAAGCUCUGAACAGAACCCUCCUGGCCCGGAAGCAGGACAGAGGCUCCGAGAAAGUGUCUUGGAGUCGGCAGGGUGGCACAGAGCCAUGGAGCUUGAGGCUCGCAUCCGUCAGGCAGGCCUCACCCCUCCUUCUCUCAUGAAGAGGUCAGCUUCCUUGGCUAAACUGGACUGUCUGGAGUUGUCAGCCAAUGACCUCAGCGACUUGGACCUGAGGCCGCCGCCAAGGGUGACAUCAUCACACUCCCAGGACUCUUUCUCCACGUUCCCUCCUCACCCUGAUGACACCUGGAAGAAGCAGAAAGUGUUGGCUCAAAACACCCUUGUUGAAAAGACAGAUCUGUCCCCCAGGUCUUGUGUGGACAAGUUAUUGUUGUCACCAUCCGUCUGCUUCUCCUCUGUCCCUCAUCAUGGUCCAAGAGAUGACACAGGUGAGAGGGAGGAGCCAGAGGGCAGCGGAAGCGGUGCAGUCACUACCACACGUCAGCAGGGGAGGGGACACUCAUCCAGACGUUCUCGCAAAGUGUCUGCUGAGAAAAAGCAGCGAGCUGUCACUGUGCUAUACAAUACCAUGUAACCUCAGUGCAAUGGACUGGAACGGACAUGACUGGAGAUGUACAGAUGUGUAUGAGAGGCUGCAUGAUGAGUAUGAAUGUGUAGCAAGUCAACUGUAGACCCUGUUAAACCUCAGAUGUAUGUAUGUAUAGCGUAUAAGAAUUGAAUGAUGAACGUGUUUGCAUGUAAACCACUGGAUGUGUUGUUUCAACUGGAGUUCAGGUUUGUAUGUACAGUAAUGAAAAAUGAAUGUCCAAACGAAGACUGAACUAGUGCAUACUGUGUGCACUCCACUGUGUCUGUCUCCCUUUUUUUUAAGAAGUGUUUAUUUUCAGUGUUUGACCCUUGUUGCCUGUUCAGAGUUUCUAAAACUACGAGAGGGGCUUUUUCUCCAAAUGUGCACUUUACUAUUUAGAUUAUUUUCUUUUAUUUUGAAAUCUGUUUCUUACCCCAAGGAGGAUUCUUUUGCACUGAUCUCAGUAGAAUUGUCUGCGUAUGUGUGUUUAUGAGUUCAAAGUGGACAGACAUGUCUUUAUCCAGAUUUUUAAUUAAACCAGGACAAAGCUGA
This is a messenger RNA of Scatophagus argus, 5584 nucleotides long. RefSeq names its product slingshot protein phosphatase 2a (gene ssh2a). Gene Ontology annotation, molecular function: protein tyrosine/serine/threonine phosphatase activity; actin binding. The transcript has 14 exons. The record is from RefSeq and is a predicted model, not a curated record. NCBI's taxonomy places the organism in Eukaryota, Metazoa, Chordata, Actinopteri, Scatophagidae. Bases 1067 to 5038 code for a protein of 1323 amino acids. Gene Ontology annotation, cellular component: cytoplasm. Gene Ontology annotation, biological process: actin cytoskeleton organization; negative regulation of actin filament polymerization; protein dephosphorylation.